CGGAUGGGCGAGGUCACCUGGCUGCGUCAGAAAGCUAUAGACUACCUGCUGUAGACCAGUUCCAUCCUCAAUUUGCGGCUGUUGAGACGGUGGAAGUAACUGUUGUGUUACAUUUUAAAGACUUCGAAGGAUUAAAACGCAGAGGGAUUUUACAAGACCCUUAGCGUGUCGAAUGGCGUGUGCAAGGAUUGUACGAUUGGGAGUUAUCGUUUUUCUUUGUCAGUUAUUGUCGUGUGGAUAUGCGGAGGCGUCGACAUGCACACCUGGGUUUGAGUCGGAGUUAAUCGUUUUUAAAGUGCACAGAGAUCACCUUCACAUGGGAAAAAGACUAGGAAGAGUAACUUUCAAUAACUGCGAUGGAAGAACAAGAACCCUCUUUCAGUCCGUUGACAAGCGGUUUGAUGUGGACACGGAUGGGACUGUAACUCUGAAGAGACAAGUGACUCUUCAUGAAGGCCACAAGGUGUUUUCUGUGCACGCUUGGGACUCCAGUGGCAAGAAGCACACUGUAUCUGUCAAAGUUGAGCGUAUCCACCAUCAUAAGGGGCAUCACAUGGAUACAGCCAUGAACAUCUCCUCUCCAGAGAUGGAAUUGCCCUCUGAUCAGGUUCUGACUUUUCUAAAGUCUUCAACGGGUCUGAAGAGAGCAAAGAGAGGUUGGGUUAUUCCUCCAGUCAAUGUACCUGAGAAUAGCAGAGGACCGUUCCCAAUGAAGCUGGUCCAGAUAAAGUCCGACUAUGCCCUGGAAACUCGAAUGCAAUACAGCAUCACAGGUGAAGGGGCAAAUCAGGACCCAAAGGGAAUUUUCACUGUUGAAAGAUUAUCAGGGAAUCUCUAUGUGACUCAGCCACUCGACAGAGAAAAAAAAGCUUCAUACAAACUUAUAGCUCAUGCUACAGCACUUGAUGUGAAUAAUAUAGCAGAAAAACCAAUGGAAAUUGUCAUCAAUGUGAUCGACCAAAAUGAUAAUAAGCCUGUGUUUACUCAAAAUCCUUUUAAUGGAUAUGUUCAUGAAGCUGCUGGAAAAGAUUAUGAGUUUAUGACGGUCACAGCUACUGAUGCAGAUGACCCAGAUACGAACAACGGUAUAGUCAGCUAUGCAAUUGUCAGCCAAGAGCCACAAUUUCCAAAACCGAACAUGUUUGAUAUCAACGUUUUAUCUGGAACCAUUCGUGUGCGAGAAUCAGACAUGGACAGAGAGCAAUGGCCCAGAUAUACUUUGUUAAUUGUGGCUGCUGACAUGGAAGGAGAUGGUUUGGCAGCCACUGGCACAGCUGUUAUUACGAUUACUGACAGCAAUGAUAACCCACCACAGUUUGAGCAAACUUUGCACACCGUAUCCGUUCCAGAAAAUAAAGUGGGGGCUGUAGUGGCUAAACUUACAGCUACUGAUGAAGAUGAAGUUGGAUCACCUACCUGGUCAACCAAGUAUCGUAUUAUUAGUGGUGACAAGGGUGGGUUUUUCAAUGUCAGUACUGGACCCAGCCAGCUGGAGGGCAUCAUCACCACUGUAAAGCCCCUGGACUUUGAGAAGACCAAGCAAUACGUUCUGUCUGUGAUUGUUGAGAACGAUGAUCCUUUUGUUGAUUCUUUGCCCACUUCCACUGCCACAGUCACGGUGAAUGUAGAAGAUGUGAAUGAGCCUCCCGAGUUUAAUCCAAAGGAGAAGGUUAUUUUCAAAUCUGAAGAUUCACCAAUUGAUACUGAAUUGGUUGCUUAUACAGCCACUGAUCCAGACACUGGAAAAUCACAGAAGAUAAUACAACUCUUUGUACCACAGAAUUUGAAGGCUGCGGAUAACGAUCCCACAGCACCCCCAUACGACUCCCUCCUGGUGUUUGACUAUGAAGGAGGAGGCUCCGAUGCGGGUUCACUCAGCUCCCUCAACUCUUCCUGCUCAGGACAGGACCAAGACUAUGACUUCCUCAAUGAGUGGGGCCCACGCUUUAAGAAGCUGGCAGACAUGUUUGGAGGAGGAGAGGAUUAAGAUUAUUUAUUUUUUCCCUCUGCGCAAGAGGCACAUUGAUGGUUUAAAAGUGCAAAAAUAUGAGACAAUUUUGUACUUCAGUUUAUGUUCUGGUGAAUUCCAUACUAUGUUUAAAGUUGGAACUGGAAUAAUAGCACUGUUCAUGCAUCAGCAUAAACAAAGGUUCUUUGACUUGAAGUGUUUUCUUUUUAUGGGAGCAGUCUUGGGAGGAACUUGCCUUUUUUUUUCCCCUCUCUCCUCAUCCCCUCUUUAAAUGAAGCUCCCAACUGAAAAGGCGUUCAAUAUUUGCUCUGAUUUGCUCAGUAGGUAAAAAGCUAUAAUACGGCUUAAGAUGUUUGUCCAAAGCUGUGUUCCUGUAUAUUUUAUGUAAUGCUUUUUGAGAAAUGAGCAUUCUUUCAACAUUUUGCUACCUUUUGUUAACUUUGGCAUUAAAGAUUGCUCUAAAGCAUGAAUGAUACUGUAAAUAUACCAUUUUUGAAAAGCACUAAUUUUUCAAAAACUUUGUAUGAUAUUUUUUUAGGAGUCUUAUUUCUGUCCGUUUUUUC
Molecule: messenger RNA, 2532 nt
Organism: Sinocyclocheilus anshuiensis
Lineage: Eukaryota; Metazoa; Chordata; Actinopteri; Cypriniformes; Cyprinidae
Product: cadherin-1-like
Exons: 11
Coding region: 173-1987 (604 amino acids)
Biological process (GO): multicellular organism development; calcium-dependent cell-cell adhesion; adherens junction organization
Cellular component (GO): plasma membrane; catenin complex; cytoplasm
Molecular function (GO): beta-catenin binding; calcium ion binding; cadherin binding
Source: RefSeq, a predicted model, not a curated record